Messenger RNA from Cydia fagiglandana, 963 nucleotides. RefSeq lists its product as uncharacterized. The record is from RefSeq and is a predicted model, not a curated record. The transcript is spliced from 3 exons. Bases 84 to 470 code for a protein of 128 amino acids. NCBI's taxonomy places the organism in Eukaryota, Metazoa, Arthropoda, Insecta, Lepidoptera, Tortricidae.
AGGAGUUUUGUUUAAAUUUCUUUAUCAAUCACACACCGGCCGUCUGCACUCACGCUCGGAUUUAAUAUUUGCCCACGUACAACAUGUCUGCGAAUUUUUUGAUCGCGCUGAUCUGCGUCGCGGAGCUAACGAGCCUGGUGGCCGCGGGCGGGCACGGCGGGCACCACAAGAAGGUGAUCAUCCACGUGCCUGUGCUCGUCAAGCACCACCACCACAAGCACACCAUCGUGAAGCACGUGCACCACAAGCACGGCGGCGGCGGCGGCGAUGACCACUACGAGGUGCUCGGCUACACCUACGGCGCGCCCAAGGCGGCGCCACACUUCGGCGGAGGACAUGGAUGGCACGCGGCAGAUGAGGGCCACGAGGGUCUCGAAGACUCUCCCGUGAGCUUCGACGGCGGAGACCACGGCAGCUACGGACUUAGCAGCGAAGGGCAAGAGUACGGCGGUGGCCACGGAGAUUACUAACCCCCCAUCUCUAGUGUUAAGCUGUUUCCACCGAGGCAUUCCGUGAAUGUUCCUUAACACAACGACAAACUCAUGUAUAUACCUCAAAUUGAAAACGUUUUUGUUUUCGAUUAGUUGCUCAUAAAUAAGACAGUUUAGUUUCGUUGAUGUGAUGUGUUAUAUUAGCCUGUGUUAUACUUCCAAUCCCCUCCGAGGGAAAGUAAAGGUGUUCGGAGUGUCAACUAACUAUUACUUAAGUACAAAAAAAUCUUCGGGUUCAGGUGAAAUCACUGAAAUCGAAACGCCGUCGACAAACGGCGCCAUUAUAAAAUCCGAAGGACUUUUUAACCCCUUACAUUACUUUACAGUGCGUGUGUUUACAAUAAUUAUUGUUAUGAUGUAUCCUCACGGUACUUUAAUGUUUGUUAUAUCGUUUUAAAAGUUGUUGUGAUUUAUUAAAUCCUGUUUUAAAUGGGAUAUCGUUAUUAAUAUUAUAUUUUAUGGUUAAGAUAAA